Mauremys mutica (yellowpond turtle) is the source of this 975-nucleotide messenger RNA. Its product is annotated as mitochondrial uncoupling protein 3-like. The coding region runs from base 6 to 923 and encodes 305 amino acids. NCBI's taxonomy places the organism in Eukaryota, Metazoa, Chordata, Testudines, Geoemydidae. Gene Ontology annotation, biological process: mitochondrial transmembrane transport; response to cold; adaptive thermogenesis. The transcript has 6 exons. The record is from RefSeq and is a predicted model, not a curated record. Gene Ontology annotation, cellular component: mitochondrial membrane. Gene Ontology annotation, molecular function: oxidative phosphorylation uncoupler activity.
AAGCAAUGGUCGGACUGAAGCCCACUGACAUCCCACCAACUGCUACUGUUAAGUUCCUGGGUGCCGGGAUGGCAGCCUGCAUAGCAGAUCUCUGCACCUUCCCUCUGGACACUGCGAAAGUCAGACUGCAGAUCCAGGGAGAGUCCAAGCCUACCAAGAGCGUGAAGACCAUCCACUAUAAGGGCGUCUUUGGCACAAUCACCACCAUGGUGAGGACAGAAGGUCCCACGAGCCUGUACAAUGGCCUGGUGGCUGGUCUCCAGCGUCAGAUGAGCUUUGCUUCCAUUCGUAUCGGGCUGUACGACUCCGUGAAACAAUUCUACACCUCCACGGGAUCGGAGAAUGCCGGCGUUCUCACCCGGUUGCUGGCGGGCUGCACCACCGGAGCCAUGGCAGUCACGUGUGCCCAGCCGACCGACGUGGUCAAGGUGCGAUUCCAAGCCCACGUGAGGCUGACGGAUGGAACCAAGAAAUACAACGGGACUGUGGAUGCCUACAAAACCAUCGCCAAGGAGGAAGGGGUCAGAGGCCUCUGGAAAGGGACAUUACCCAACAUCACCCGCAACGCCAUCGUGAACUGCGGAGAGAUGGUUACCUAUGACCUCCUCAAGGAGAUGCUGCUGAAAUACCAUCUAAUGACAGACACUUUUCCUUGCCAUUUCAUCGCUGCUUUCGGAGCUGGGUUCUGCGCCACUGUGGUGGCUUCGCCCAUCGACGUCGUGAAGACGAGAUACAUGAAUUCCACCCAUGGCCAGUACAGAAAUGCCUUCAACUGUAUGCUCACCAUGGUGAUCCUGGAAGGACCCACAGCGUUUUACAAGGGGUUCAUGCCCUCGUUCCUGCGGCUGGGAUCCUGGAACGUGGUGAUGUUUGUGACCUACGAGCAGCUGAAACGCGCCGUGAUGCUGGCCCAGCAGCCGUAGGCGUCUCCAUCCUAAGCCCCAGGGAGGUCUCUGGGAUGAGACGACAUAGGCC